Messenger RNA from Pygoscelis adeliae (Adelie penguin), 387 nucleotides. Its product is annotated as histone H2B-like. The record is from RefSeq and is a predicted model, not a curated record. The transcript is spliced from 2 exons. The coding region runs from base 1 to 387 and encodes 128 amino acids. Gene Ontology annotation, molecular function: protein heterodimerization activity. NCBI's taxonomy places the organism in Eukaryota, Metazoa, Chordata, Aves, Sphenisciformes, Spheniscidae.
AUGGAUCCUGGCCCCCCCGCCCUCCCGAGGAAGAAGGCAGCGACUGGGCGUGCCUGGCAAAGCCUCCUCUGCCUCCGUCCCCGCAGGCAGAAGAAGAAGGUGGCUUAUUCCACCUACAUCCACAAGCUCCUAAACCAGACGUGGUCCACUGGAGCCUCCUGCCUCGUGGCUGCCACCCUUGCCUGGCUGGGCAGCCCCCGGCUGCUCAGGGACGUGGCGCUGGAAGCUGCCCGGCUCUCCCGCUGCGGCAGAAGAAGCCACCUAGGCCACCGGGAAGUCCUGCUGGCCAUGAAGCUGGUGCUGCUGCGUGAACUCUCCAAGCCUCCUCCAGGAUCCUCAAGCUGUGAGCCGCUACUGAAGGGACAUGGCAAGAUGGGACAGUCUUAG